Molecule: messenger RNA, 2631 nt
Organism: Brettanomyces bruxellensis
Lineage: Eukaryota; Fungi; Ascomycota; Pichiomycetes; Pichiales; Pichiaceae
Exons: 1
Coding region: 1-2631 (876 amino acids)
Biological process (GO): DNA replication; DNA repair
Cellular component (GO): DNA replication factor C complex; nucleus
Molecular function (GO): ATP binding; ATP hydrolysis activity; DNA clamp loader activity
Source: RefSeq, a predicted model, not a curated record
AUGUUUAUCAGAAGAGUACUAACUGUUUUGAAUAUCGCAAUUAUUGUGAAGAUUAAAAGAAAAAGCUCUGGUUCGAAUGUUGCUAAAUCUAAAUUAGUCGGGAAUCCUGCCAGAAGGUCAUCAUAUUUCAAGCGCAAGCCAGAGCCAAUUAACCUUGACUCGAGUGAUUCUGAUGAUGUGGUGGUUAUUAAGGAGGAGAAUGCCAAAACGCCAAAAAAGAAACUACACGCUGAGCACAAACAGUACUCUGCUGAAGCACCAGUCAAGAAACACCAUGAUGAGGAGAAAAUACAGGUGGUUAAUACAAUACCAUCAGAUAAGUCGUUCUCAACUGCUGAGGAAGUACUCAAGAGUAUUCCGGAUGCUGAUGAGAGUUAUCUAAAGAUUGAUCCAGAGGCAGCAAAAAUGAAUUUUUUCCAGCUUAAGGCCAAGCAACAGCAGGAUGCUCAGUCUGAGGCUUCGGGUCCGCCGAUUGAUCUUCCUGUCGCCAGAAAGAACUGUUUGAAUGGUUUAACGAUUGUGUUCACAGGAGUCCUGCCAUCUUUAAAUAGGGAAGAAUGUGAGCGUGUUGCAUCACAAUAUGGAGCAAGAAUAACUAAAUCCGUGAGUGGUCGAACUAGUUUAGUCGUCAUUGGAAAAGAUGCCGGUCCAAAGAAAGUCAAAACAAUAAAGCAGAAGCAUAUUAAGUGUAUUGAUGAAAAUGGAUUUAUUCAAUUGUUGGAAAAAAUGCCACAAAAUGGAGGUUCUGGUGAGAGUGCAAAAAAGGCGUUGGCGAAAAAGCAGAAGGAACUUAAUGAUGCAAUUGCUGAAGCUGAAGAUGAAGAGAGAAAGGAAAAGGCACGGACAACGAAGCACAAGGCAAGUAAGUAUAGUUCUACUUCUUCAAAUUCACUUUCAACUACAGUUUCACCAUCCGCGGAGCUUUGGACGACUAAAUACGCUCCAACCGAAUUGAAGCAAAUUUGCGGAAAUAAGAGUAACGUUAAACUGCUCUACAAUUGGUUGGACACUUGGUUUACUAAAUCGCAUGGAGGGAAGUAUUCUAAGGGUGCAGGGAUCGAUAAUUAUAAAGCGGUUCUUAUCAGCGGCCCUCCAGGUACGGGUAAGACAACAGCUGCAAAUCUUGUGGCAAAACUAUUAAAUUAUGAUAUCGUGGAAAAGAAUGCCAGUGAUUUCCGUUCGAAAAAGCUUCUAAAUCAGGGCCUUAAAGUGUGCCUUGAUAAUACUUCGGUGGCGGGCUACUUUAAAAAAGGCACGGACGACAUAAAGCAAGACACUAAUGACAAGAGGUUUGUCCUUAUUAUGGAUGAGGUUGAUGGUAUGUCAUCCGGCGACAAUGGUGGAGUAUCAUUAUUGGCUCAAUUUUGUAGGAUCACGAAAUCACCGUUGAUCCUUAUUUGUAAUGACAAAUCGCUUCCUAAAAUGAGAGCAUUUGAUCGUGUUUGCUUUGACAUGACCUGGAGGCGACCAACGGCGCGAGAAAUGCGUUCUAGAUUAAUGACUAUUGCACAUAGAGAAGGUUUGCAUCUUGAUCCUAAUGUGGUGGACGAACUUGUUGCCGCUACGCAUAAUGAUAUUCGACAAAUAAUAAAUAUUAUGUCAACUGUUGCGCGAACUCAGAAAACAUUGGAUUUCAAAAACACGGCGCAAAUACAAGGGUCAUGGAAAAAGGAGGUGGCCUUAAAGCCAUUUGAUGUUGUCGGAAGAUUAUUAAGUUCUAAUUUAUAUGGAGCUAAGCCUACCUACAACAUCAAUGAAAAAAUCAAUCUUUUUUUCGCAGACGCCGACAUGGUGCCGCUCAUGAUGCAUGAAAAUUACAGAUCGACACAGCCGACUGCUGUUUUUAAUUAUCCGCCAGAUAAGCAAAACUACGCAACCCUACGUCAGCUUGAGAAAGCCUCUAACGUAAUUUCUGAGUCUGACCUCGUUAAUCAAGCUGUCAGAAGUGGCGAACAACAAUGGUCGUUGCUUCCAUUCUAUGGAGUAAUGUCUACUAUUCUUCCAGGGUCAUAUAUUUGCGGAAGGGUCACUUCGCGAAUAUUCUUUACUUCGUGGUUAGGUCAGAAUUCAAAGACCAUGAAAUAUAGACGGAUUGUACAACAAUUGCAGUAUCACUCUUCUACAAAAACAAAUACUAGUAAUACGCAGCUCCGUUUAGUUUAUGUUCCAUAUUGGAAGACCUCCCUGACAGAACCUUUAAUAGAAAAAGGAGCAUCCGGUAUUGAUGAUGUACUCAAAAUGCUUGACGGAUACUAUUUGACCAAAGAGGACUGGGAUAAUAUUAUGGAUCUUGGAGUCGGAAGAAGGGGUCGUAUGGUUGAUAAAUUGAAAAAGAUUCCAGCGUCGGUAAAGACUGCACUAACCAGAAAGUAUAAUUCGUAUACACACCCAACAAUUAUCUAUCGGACAGGAGAGAUAAAAAUGGAAAGACCGCGGGGAAUUAAAUAUGUUGGAGAUGUGAUUGACGACGAUGCAAAAAUAGAAAAACGGGAGGAAGAUGAUGAGGAGAAACAAGAAGAAACGGCUGACCAAGAUAUAGGUAAGGACACGUUGAUUAAAGCUGUCAAAAAACGUUCUCGUAAAAAGUCAGGGGCAGGUAAGACUGGAACGAAAAGGCGGAGGAGGAACUGA